AUGCUUAAAAGUUUAAUAAUCUUAAUAAUCGUUUCGAGUUCGCAAGAAAAGUUAUCUCAAGAAAGUGACAAUGUGUUAAAUUUUAUCAGCCAAGCUGGGUAUCAAGGAGCUGCUUAUCAUACAGCAACUGAGGACAGUGGAUGGAUUGUAAAAAUUCAUAGAAUUUUUCCCAAAAGAGAAACAACAGAAACAAUGCCUGUCUUUCUUAUGCAUGGAAUAUUGAGUAAUUCUGUGGAUUACGUCAUCACAGGAAAGAAUAAAGCUUUGGCAUAUCUUCUGGCUGACAACAAUUUUGAUGUUUUUAUGGGAAAUUCUCGCGGCAGUCGUCAUUCGUUCAUCGAUCGUAAAACAGCAAAUUAUUCAAAUUUAUGGAACUUUUCAUUCAAUGAAAUUGGAACCUACGAUGUUGCAGCUAUGAUUGAUUAUGUGCUGCGUCUUACAGGCAAAUCUAAAUUAUUCUACGUCGGUCACUCACAGGGAACAUCAAGUCUACUAGCUUUGCUAUCAAAUCGACCAGAAUAUAAUUCAAAAAUUAUUCAAGCUCAUUUUUUCUCACCUGUAGCAUUUAUGAAAUAUCUUCCCAAUCCAUUUGCAAGAAAAUUAGUAGUUCCAUUCAUCGACAUUUGCAUCAAAAACAAUGUGAAGUAUUUGAAUUUCAAGGAAAUUGUCACUGCAAUAAGUCCAGUAACCAAAGUUAUCUGUGAUGUUUCGAUGAAUCCUUUUUGGAGUGAACUCUGCAAACUUCCAUUUUUUAUGUUUACGGGAUCCAAUAAAGAUAAUCUGGAGAUUGAUUCGGAUCUUCUGUUGUAUUUAACUGAUCACACAUCUCCAUUUUUGAGCGUUCAGCAAAUGGAUCAUUUCUUGCAGUUAUAUCGAAGUGGAAAAUUCAGAAAAUAUGAUUAUGGAAAGGAUAAUGUUUGGAUUUAUGGAACUUUAGAACCUCCUGAUUAUAUUCUAUCGAAUGUUAAAAUCCCAACUUAUAUUUAUCGAGCAACUGAGGAUUAUUUAUCAUCUCAAAAGGACAUUGACCAUUUAAUCAACUGGUUGCCGAAUGUCAAGUAUAACAGAAUAAUUCCUAACUACAAUCACGCUGAUUUCAAUUACGGAAGCAGAUCCCGUCAAGUUUUAUAUUACGAUGUGUUGCAUUUCCUUCAAUCUAACUAGUAAAUAGCUAGUCUUUCUAUUAUACUACUUGCAAUUUACUAGUGAAUAUUAAAACAACUUACUGUUAGCAAAUUACACUAGCUUUUUACUAGCAAAUUACAAUGUAAAAUGUUUGAUCAAAUCUGCUUAAGUUCAAAUCCUACGAAAAAUCAUCAAAAAAAUAAUUUUUUGCGUCAUAAAAAAUUUUGUUCUAGAUUUGGCAUUUGCCAUUACUUUACAAGAGCGCACAGAAAUCACCUUUAUAAGCUCGAUCCAAAUUUGUAUGUGACUCUCAAUUAAAUAUUAAUCUUCCUCAGGUUUGCGUGCGAGUCAUGGGCGUUCAUCAGUGUUCGACUUAAUUAAAUUAAGUCUUUUAUAUUUUUUCAUAGUGUUAGUGUACUUUAAUUAACUAAGUACACACUGAUACUUUUACAAUAAUUUACACAAAUAAGAAAAAUCAAAAAAAACACGUGGUAACCAACGGUUAUAUAUUUUUUACAAAUUUGGUAGUAAAUUACUAGUUAAAUUGUAAGCGAAUUGACUAGUCAAUUAGCAAGUGAAAAUGCGGGUCUUUGGCGAAGAUUUGAACUUGGAUUUUGACUAGUAAAUAGCAAGUAGCAAAUGGAAAGUUAUCCAGUAAAUUACUAGGAAAUCACCAGUGAAUUUCUGCUAGGGAAUGACUUACCUUAGAUGACAAAAAUUGGACAAGAAUUAAUGUCAAUUAAGUACCUAUAAAAUUAUUGUGAAUAGAAACUGAAAAUUCUAAUAAAAUUUCAAAUCUUUCUUUUAAAAACC
Chironomus riparius is the source of this 1938-nucleotide messenger RNA. NCBI's taxonomy places the organism in Eukaryota, Metazoa, Arthropoda, Insecta, Diptera, Chironomidae. The record is from the annotation of a GenBank genome assembly.